AUGCAGUGCGAGGGAUGCCUAAGUAAUUUAAGUAGGGGAAAAUAUUUUCAAUGUACCAAACAACAUUGUGGAAGAAAAUUUUGUUACUUGUGUGCGAAUAUACAAGAUGCGACAAUUGUAAAAACUUGGAAGUGUCCCGCCUGUGCCACACAAGAAAAGAAAGUAGGAGAUAACAGCUCCACUCCUAUCCGCAGCGACUCUCAAAAUAUUACAACUCGGAAGAAGACAAACACUAAGUCAAAUAGUCCUACUGGGGUAAAGGACAUCGAGGUAAAUGAACUUACAUCAGAGAUACGAUCUUUGACACACGAAUUAAGCUCGUUAAAGCGUAAGCUAGAAGAGGCUACUGAGUCCUUAACGCGCUGCUACCAGAGAUUGGAUGAACUGGGAAAUGCGAUACAAACAGCCAAUAAUAGAAUAACACAACUUGAAAACAGUGAGACAAAGGUGGUCUCACUUCAAGCAACUGUCACACAUCUAGAAAAUGAAUUAAAUAACCAAAUACAGAGUCAACUUAGUAAUGAAAUAGAAAUAGUAGGUAUCCCGGAGAAUAACAAUGAAAAUCUCGUUCAUAUUGCCAUGGUAGCAUCCCGGAAAAUUGGAAUAGACUUAACGGAGCAGGACAUUGAUUGGGUAACUCGUGUUGGGCCUAGGUUCUCAAAGGCGACAAAAACUGACACCUCCAAUGGUGAGAGUAAAUUUCCACGGCCAGUUGUGCUGCGACUUUUACGCCGGUCAAAAAGAAACUCCUUAAUUAAAGAAUCAAAAAAUCGACGAAAUCUUACAAGCCAUGAUAUUGACGUCACAGAUCAUAACAUGGUUCUUGCUGGAAUAAAUUUAGAAAUACCAAAACAGAAGAGUAUGAACAAAGAAAAAGUUCAAAUUAAUGCGGAAGCGAUAAAGCAAGAUCUUGCCGAAAUAGACUGGUCAAUAGUAACUAAUAUAGAAGAUGUCAAUGAGGCAGUCACAAAUUUCGAAAACUGUUUCUUUCCGGACUCUUGGAAAACAGCUUUAUUAUACCCAAUUCAUAAAGGAGGCUGUAAAUACUCUCCAGAUAAUUACCGCCCAAUAGCACUACUUGGAACUUUCUCAAAAUUACUGGAGAAACUUGUCAACAGAAGAUUAGUUAAAUACCUUGAAAACCAAAAUCUGCUAUCUCCUAAACAGUUCGGUUUUAGAUCAGGAAAGUCCACCGAGGAUGCCGUGUCUCUACUUAUUACAACUAUCACCUCCAAACUUGACCAAGGAUUACAAUGUGUAGGUGUGUUUUUGGAUUUGGCUAAGGCUUUUGACACAGUGUCUAAUAAACUGCUUCUAAAAAAACUUGAAAAGUCAGGUGUCAGAGGUUUAGCAUUAAAUUGGUUCAGCAGCUACUUAAACCACAGAAGGUACUGUCUAAGGUUGGGACAGUUCACAAGUAAUACCCAUACCACAAAUUUCGGAGUACCGCAAGGUAGCAUUCUCGGCCCCACACUAUUUAUAUUAUAUCUAAAUGAUAUACAUAAUAUUAAGUUAGAAAAUAGUGAAAUGAUAUGUUAUGCCGACGAUACAGUCUUACUGUUUUGGGACAAAUCAUGGGAGAGUGUUUACUCAAAAGCCGAAAGAGGAAUGGCUCAAAUAACCAAAUGGUUAGAUUGGAAUCUUCUAACUAUCAAUAUUAAAAAAACAAAUUAUAUUUGUUUCCACAAAACUAGAAUGUCAGCACCGCCUUUAGGGUUGCAAAUCAAAAUUCACAAUCAAUGUUUGAAUAACGUAGCGUGCGACUGCCAAUGUAUAAACAAAGUUUAUGACACAAAAUAUCUCGGAGUGUAUAUUGACCAAAACAUUAACUUUAAAAAACAUAUCUCAAUGACAUCAAACAAAAUUCGAAACAUAACUCAUGUGAUGCGUAAACUACGAGAGUCGGCUAACAUAAAUACACUCAUACUGUUUACUAUGCCCUCUGUCACUCUGUGUUGUCGUACUGCAUCAUCUGCUGGGGAGGUGCAGCCAAGUCAAGCAUGA
Achroia grisella is the source of this 2004-nucleotide messenger RNA. RefSeq lists its product as uncharacterized. Lineage: Eukaryota; Metazoa; Arthropoda; Insecta; Lepidoptera; Pyralidae. The coding region runs from base 1 to 2004 and encodes 667 amino acids. The transcript is spliced from 3 exons. The record is from RefSeq and is a predicted model, not a curated record.